AUGUCUGGGAGAUCAUUGUUCGAAGUGUCCGGGCUCGACCGUCAGGGUCAUUUUGCCAGUCUGGACUCUCUAGUGGAAGCUCGACAGGCUACCACCGAAGUACCAGUGAACCCUGAGGAGUACAUCACCAGCAUGACUGACGACCAAGUGAGGGAGAAGGCUCGGUUAGCGGCCGUUGAGGAUCCGCUCAAGAAUGCCGAAUCUAAUACGGACAUAUUCCAGAACUCGGACAGUGACGAGAUGGAGUAUGAUGCUGAUCUUUUGGGUGGCCCCAAGCCCAAGGGUGGAUUAGCGAAAUUGACUUCGGGAAUAAAAAUUCCUGGUUUCGUCACCCAGCCAGAUAAAUACACCAAGUAUUCUCUAGACAAAGUCGACUCGUUGGGAAGGGCUGCUAACGAGCGGGUGGCUGUGGACUUCAUUUACAAACUACGUGGAGAAGAGCCGCCCGAUGGGGUCCUUCCUGCUACUUCAUCGGAUUCGUUCAUUCCACAGUAUCGGCGACCCUCGACUGGUGAGGACACCGCUAUGGAUAACUGCCGUGUGAUGCCGGAGUGGACGCCCUUCAACCAAGCUCAACGGCGGAGUCGAUCACGGUCAUCUAGUGAGAGCCGACAGCCGCGUCGAAGGUUGGCUGAGGGGGAGCAGGGCGAGCAGCAGUACUCAGUUGAGAGGAAGGGAGCUGUAGGGGCCUUGAAGAAGUCUGUAGGAGUCGAUGAUUACAUUCAGAUGAGCAUCACUACGGAGGAGGAAGAUGAGGAUGACGAUGAGUAUUCGGAUAUGCCCGGGCUGAUGGAGCUCGAUAUCGACUGA
Molecule: messenger RNA, 810 nt
Organism: Perkinsus marinus ATCC 50983
Lineage: Eukaryota; Perkinsozoa; Perkinsida; Perkinsidae
Exons: 5
Coding region: 1-810 (269 amino acids)
Source: RefSeq, a predicted model, not a curated record